Messenger RNA from Malassezia globosa CBS 7966, 882 nucleotides. RefSeq lists its product as uncharacterized. Lineage: Eukaryota; Fungi; Basidiomycota; Malasseziomycetes; Malasseziales; Malasseziaceae. Gene Ontology annotation, molecular function: chorismate mutase activity. The record is from RefSeq and is a predicted model, not a curated record. Gene Ontology annotation, cellular component: cytoplasm. The transcript has a single exon. Bases 1 to 882 code for a protein of 293 amino acids. Gene Ontology annotation, biological process: aromatic amino acid biosynthetic process; chorismate metabolic process.
AUGGCUGACUCGAUCAAUUUUCACAACGCGACAGUGGAAGACAUCCUGUCGCUCGAUAAUAUCCGUGCGACGCUUCAGCGGAUGGAAGAGUCCAUCGUGUUCCGACUCAUUGAACGCGCGCAAUUCGGACACAAUUCGUGUGUUUACCGGGACGGAGCAUUUCCAGAGCUCGUCGAAAAGGAGAAUUGGACUGGAUCGUGGCUUGCUUGGUCGAUCAAAGAGACCGAAAAGUGGCAUGCCAAGCUGGGGAGGUGGCUUGCGCCUGAUGAACACGCAUUCACCCCCAUUGAGCAGCUGCCGCGGCCUGUUCUAAAACCGAACGACUAUCCAGAUAUUUUGCAUCCCCACCAUGUAAAUGUAACAGAGGAGAUUCUGGCCUUUUACACACAAGACAUAGUCCCAAAGAUUACGCAGCAGGAAGGCAAGCCUGAAGAUGACCGGCAGUACGGCUCGUCGGUCGUGUGUGAUAUCGAGGCACUCGGUGCCAUUGCACGGCGUAUCCACUUUGGCAUGUUUGUGUCAGAGUCCAAGUUUCGCUCAGAUCCAGCCGCCUUUGUGCCUCAUAUCCGUUCGCGCAACAUUGAUGCAUUGUCUGGCCUUAUUACGAAGCCGGCUGUUGAAGAAGUGCUUCUUGCUCGUGUGCGACAGAAGGCUGAUGUGUAUGGGCAGAAUCUGGACCAGACGUCCACGCACCACCCAGGAACUGAGCGUCGAAAGAUCCAAUCUGAGGAUAUUGUGCUACUCUACCAAAAGUUUAUUAUCCCAUUGACGAAGAAGGUGGAAAUCGAUUAUCUGCUUGAAAGGUACGUACGCGUAUGUGUGUGUGUGUGUGUGUGGAGAGAGAGAAGCAGGGGCAGCGACAACGAGGGGCUGGUUGGAUGA